AGGCGCGCCAUGGCGCCGCUGCGCCGCCUGUCCUGGCUGCUGGCGCCGCUGCUCCCCGCGGCCUCCGCUCUCCUCGACGCGCUCGGGCAGACGGUGACGAGCGGGGUCGUGGUGCCCUCCGUGCCCACCUCCGCGCCGCCGGUGAGGUCCAGCUCGGCCUUCGGGGUUCUGUACCUCCGCUUCGUCGAGACCUGGGACAAUUCGAUGGACUGCGAGCUGAUGCACGACGACGGUGUCGGCGGAGGUGUCAACGCGAGCAUCAUCGUGUACCGAGGCCUCUGCUCCAACGUCGUGGAGAUCCCAAGCUUGUCGCCGUGGGCCGUCUACACAUUCCAGGUGUUCCACAUCAGGUACGCGUCGGAUGUCAACACGGGCGUGAUGUUCGAGGUCCCGGGCGUGCCGAUGGCCCUGGUGCCGCUGGCCUGCCGGACUGGCAGGAGGCCCCCAGACUUCCGCGCGCACGUCGGAGCCGGUGCUGGCACGAUCGGCGACGCCAUCGACAAGGCCAAGAAGGUCAAGGCCAAGGGGAAGGCGAAGGCCGUGGCGAAGCGGGUGCGGUUCGCCUCGGAUGGGCCUGGCGCGGCCAAGCAGGCGGCCGCGGAGAAGCCCAGCAGCGGCGGCGGCAAGGACGAGGAGGUCCGCCUGGCCCUCCUCCGUCACUUUGGCCCCAGGGAGGGCUGGUCGGCGGCCCUGGUCCAGGACUUCGGAGCCCUGGUGCCCGAGGCCGACGUGCCGCCGCCUGCGAAGCCCUUGGCCGAGCUGUCUCUCCAGGCCCUCCUGGCCAGGGAGGCGAAGGUCAAGGGCCAGGCCGGCCGUGCCGAGGCCAUGCUGGCGGCGGCCAAGGAGGAGCAGGAGGCCGCCGCGGCGCGCGUGGCGGAGCAGGAGGGCGUCCUCCAGAAGCGCCGAGACCAGCUGGAGGAGGUGGCCGAGGCGGUGCGCGCCAGGAAGCGCGCCGACCUGGCGCAGCACACAGGCCCGUCGCCCAUGGAGGUGGGCGAGCCCAAGGAGACGGGAGACCUGGACAAGGCGCUGCUCUGGAGCCUCGAGGGCCUCGAGGCCGAGCGGGAGCGGGUGCUGCAGCUCGGGGAGGACGGCGACGCCCUGCUCGCGAUGGCCGCGGAGGCCCGCUGCCUCGUGGAGAAGCUCGCUGCCGCCGACGCCCGCGCCCGCGAGGCAGCGGCGGCCGAGCGAGCCCACCGCAAGCGCGUCGGCGACCUCGGCCUGGGCCCAGAGCUCGACGGGCUCGAUGCCUUGUUCGACGAGGUCGGCAUGGAGGGCGAGCAGCAGCGGGAGGCCUGGCGCGCAGCGCUGGCCAAGCGCCAGCGAGCGGUGGACGUGGUGGAGCUGGUGUCGGCCAACGCCACCGCGUGGGGCUCCGCGCAAUCGCUGGUCGAGUGGCUGCACGACGGCGUGGGGCGGCUGCCCGAGGUGCUCUGCCUCCGGGAGCACCGCCUCAAGGGCAAGCAGGCGGUGGCCCGCGCUGCGGGCUGGAUGCAGGCGCGCGGCUUCAGCUGGCACGGCCAGGCUGCGAUGGCGACGGGCCCUGGGCCGCUGGAGAGAUCAGGAGGUGCGGCUGUGGCCGCGCUGCGGCCGUCUGCGGCAGUCGCGGCGCCAGGGCUCCCAGCCCAUCGGGUCCAGGUGUGCGAGGUGAACCUGGGAUUCAGGGAGCCGUGCUGUGUCAUCUCGUCCUACUUCGUCACGAAGAUAGGCAGGGCGAAGGAGAACAUCGGGCUCAUGGCGGCGCUGCACGAGCACGUCGGGCAGCUGGAGUCGCCGUGGCUGGUGAUGGGCGACUGGAACAUGGAGCCCGAGGACGUCCGUGAGUGGGCACGCAGCGCGGGCGCUGCCCUUGUCGUCCCAGGGGGGCCGACCUGCGGCUCGAAGGUCUUCGACUUCGCUGUCGUCAGCAAGGUCCUCACGGGCUUCGUGGAGACGGUGGAGGUGCUGCUGCAGGCGCCGACGAGGGACCACGUGCCGCUGAAGGUGGUGCUCCGUGGCGCGGGGCCAGCGGCGAGGGUGCAGCGGCCGCUGUUCCCUGCCGCCUUCCCGCUGCCGCCUCCGCCGCCAGCGAGGCCAGCGCCGCGUGAGCGUGGGUUCUCGGCCUGGAGCCCAGGAGGUGAGCAGCCGCUCAAGGUCGGCCGCCAGGAGUGGUUUGAGGCGGCGGAGGCCUACCUGAUCGACCUCCACGAAAUCGUGCCGCCCAGCCGUUGGAAAGGGCGGGCUGACGGGCUGCGCACGCAGAAGGUCAAGAUGGAGGUGGCCUGGAAGCAGGACCUCAAGAGGAGUGUUGGCGCGGCGUGCAGACGCUGGAUGUCGUUUGCGGCGGCGUGCUCCCGCUGGCGCGCGCUGCAGGAGGCGGCGCCGGGAGGUCGCUGCGCGGCGCCGCUGCGCAAGCAGCGCCAGGUGCUGGAGGCGUUCGAGCUCGAGUGGCCUGAGGACGGCCCGCUCGCAGGGCUGUCGGUCGCCCGCGUUGUUGGCCUGCUCAGCACCUCAUCGUGCAAGCUGACGGUGCAGUUCGUCCAGGAGGAGGCGAGGCGGCGCUGGAUGCAGGACAAGCAGCGAAGGGCUGCUGAGUGGCGCGCCUGGGCCCAGGCUGCUGCCGCCGAGAGGGGCGGCUCGGCGGCCCACCGCUACAUCAAGCAGGUCGCGGUGUUGCCCACGGUGGUGCACGCGGGCGCAGACGGCGACGAUGGCCCGCGCAUGCCUGUAGCAGGCGAGGCCGCGGUGGCUGCACUGCUGAAGGCGUGGCAGCCCCUCUGGAUCAAGCCGUCGCGCGCUGGCGAGGUGGCGCCUGAGGACUGGGACAUCCAGGAGUCGGUGCUGCCGCCGCUGGAGCCCGAGGCGACUGGAGGCCAGCGGCCGAUCGGCCUCACGGCCAUCUGGCUGAGGGUGCGGAGCAGGAUGCGACAGCCGCUGGUGGCCCGCUGGGAGGUGGCACGCUCCUGGGGCGCGACGCUGGAGACGGGCCUGCCCAGUGCCGCGGUGGUGCAGGAGUGCUGGCGCGGGGCGCAAUGCCUGCUGGAGCUGCGCCGCCCCUGGGGGCAGUGUCGCGACCCUGCGCAGGCGUGUGUGCUGGCGCUGAGGCGGGUCGGCUGCGAGAUGGCGGCCUUCAAUGCCGUCAUCGAUUGGCAGGCGCGGGUCUUCUCGCUGGAGUUCUUCUCGCCAGGCAUGCUGGUGCAGGUGGUGCGCACGUCGGCGCUGCUGGCCUCGGAUGCGCUCGCGCUGCAGCGGCUGCGCGGGCCUGGCGCCUGGGCAUGGCCUGCGAACUGGAAGGGGCUGGAGCGCCUCCUCCGCGUGAGCCGCCGCCUCGAGAAGCAGGUCUCCGCUGAGGCCGCCCCUGGCUCUGGCCGCCAGGGGCCCGCGCGGCCGCCGCCGCUCCGGCAGGCCCGUCACAGGCGCGCGCUCGUGGCGGCCCUCGGCGGCCCCCACUGGCCGCAGGAGCGACUCUGGAAGGAGGGCAAGGCGCUCGACGGCCGCUGCCGCCUGUGUGGAGGCAGAGGCACGCUGUGGCACAGGGCCUUCGAGUGCGACGCCUGGCAGCCGCUGCGGAGGAACGCGCGCUCGCCCGAGCUGCUGGAAGGGGCAAGGCUGGUGGCGCAGCGCGGGGAUGCCGCGGCGGAGCUCUUCGCGCGCGCGCUCUGCCCCGACCCUGCCCUUGCCUUCCCCGCGGCGGCAGACGCUGCGCUCGCGGCCCCGCGCUGGUCCGGCGCGCCGCCUGGCUCGAAGUUCGCGGGCAGGGUCUUCGUGGAUGGCAGCGCCAGGUACGGACCCGAGCAGGAGGCCAGGGGCGGCGAGGACUACGCGUUCCACAUGCUGGCCCAGUACUGGCAGGCGUCGGACGACGGCGCGGGCCUCGAGGUGUGCGCCUGGCGUGCGGAGGAGCUCGGGCGCUGGAUCGGCGAGCUGGCCGCCGCCACGGUGGACCGCGAGAAGCUGGACUCCGACGGGGUGGUAGGCACGGCCGACCUCGUCUACGACAUCCCGCAGGAGGCGCUGGACGCGGCGGAGCAGGCCGACGAGGAGGUGGCGACGGCGGCGCUCGAGGCCGAGCUCGUGCAUGGCCAGGCUCCUGCUGCUGGUGCUGGGGCUGCUGCUGGCGCGGAGCUCAGCCAGCCACCCGACGCCGCUGCCGAGGCCGCCGCCGUCGAGCUCGAGGACGCUGCGGCAGCCGCCCCCGAGCUGCAGGCAGCAGUGGCAGGAGCAGGCGUGGCGCGGGAGGUGCGAGGGCACUGCAUCGUCGUCUCACGCCUGGAGAACGGCGACGGGGCCAUGGCCUGGUGCCUGACGUGUGGCUGCCGUUUCUGGAAGAGGUCCCCUCCUGCAGGGACUGGCCUGCUGGGCAGCUGCAAGGGGCGACCUGCCCCUGGCGAGCGGGCGGCAGAGGCGAGGCGGCUCCUGAUGCGUCUCCAGGAGCCGAAGAGCAAGGCGCGGCUCCUCGCCCCGCAGGCGCCCACUGCCGAGGAGCAGGCGCGGCUCGCGGCGGUGCUCCGAGAAGGCGCUGGCGAGGCAGGCGGCGCUGGGCCCCCCGCUGGGGCUGGGCGGCCGCCGCGCUGGGGGCUGCGGCCAGCCGUGGCGGAUGUCUGGCAGGCGGCCGCGCUCCACGGCUUCGCCUCGCCCGCCGCCGCGGCGCGCUGGGCGCAGGCGCGCGUGAAGGCGGGCUGGGAGUCGCUCUUCGGCGACGGUGGCGCGGCGUGA
Prorocentrum cordatum is the source of this 4695-nucleotide messenger RNA. The record is from the annotation of a GenBank genome assembly. Lineage: Eukaryota; Dinophyceae; Prorocentrales; Prorocentraceae.